AUGAAAACCCAUACCUAUAAUUACUACACACGUAGCCAAGCCCUAGCAGCCAAUUACGUCUGGUUUGAUUACCUCUCUUAUCUACAUCGACUUCAAACGUCGAGCUUUGCAUCCUACCACCGCCAUUUUCGCAGGGGGUUUCACCAACCUAUCUAUCUAACCUUGCCUAUUGUCAUUCAGUUCAUCUAUCACACAGUGACCAUGAAAAUUACAACAGUAGGAAUCACCAUCUUAAAUGAUCAGAUCCUUUCUCUAACGACUUGUACACAGCUUUAUGUCUAUCCCAUAAAGGCCCUUCGCGGCAUCAAACUCAAAUCAGCCCGAAUCGGGCCCCAAGGCAUUGCCCAUGACCGGACUUUCAUGCUCUUCCAGGUUUCUGAACCUGAUGGGGAGCUCAAGAAAAUGCAGGUCGAUUCCCAUCCACAAUGCGCUCUUUUUGAACAAGAGUUCUCGGGUGGUAACAUUUCGGUUCGAUAUCACGACCCAGAAAAUCAAGACCAAGAUGAGCAGCCGCUCGUGAUCCCACUCAUCGUCGACACUGCCACCCUCGCCAAAAUAAACGUCAAUCUUCAUGGCAGCGCACCAUCAUCAGCCUACUCAAUGGGAUCACCCUAUGAAGACUGGUUCACUGCCCGGUUUGGCUCUCCUAUCAGACUGGUCUACAUUGGAGAUGGGAAGAGGGCUGUACUGGGUGAUACCCUCCCUCCUAAGAAGCAUCAACAAACCACUCAGAAUGGCAAGGGCGGUUGGCUAUCAUCCCUAACGUCCUAUGUCACCGGAAGGGGUCAGGAGGGGAAGCCAUGGAUUACCUUCACUGAUGUCGCACCUUUACUUGUGACAUCCGAGUCGUCCCUACAUGAUGUCAGCGCUCGGCUGCCUGCUGAUCAACCCAUGCCCAUGUAUAAGUUUCGUCCCAACAUCGUGGUCGAUGGGCAGGGUGAAGAAGCCUGGGCGGAGGACUUGUGGGCUGAAUUGACCUUCAACAACAAGCACAAGCUGCUCCUCACCGGGAACUGCGUGCGAUGCGUGAGCUUAAAUGUUGAUUAUGAAACUGGCAAGCCCGCUGUGGGAGAGCUGGGGAGUGUUUUGAAGAAGUUGAUGAAAGACAGACGAGUGGAUACUGGGUCCAAGUGGUCGCCUGUUUUUGGCCGAUAUGCUUUCCCUGCUGUAAUGCAAGACAGCCAGGGUGCGAGUUUCGAGCUGAGGGUUGGGGACGAAGUGGAGGUCACCAAGAGAAAUGCGGAGCGAACUGUUUGGGAUUGGCCUGGGCUAUAA
Molecule: messenger RNA, 1275 nt
Organism: Podospora anserina S mat+
Lineage: Eukaryota; Fungi; Ascomycota; Sordariomycetes; Sordariales; Podosporaceae
Exons: 1
Coding region: 1-1275 (424 amino acids)
Molecular function (GO): catalytic activity; pyridoxal phosphate binding; molybdenum ion binding
Source: RefSeq, a predicted model, not a curated record